UUCAUAUUUUAGGUAGUGAUGAUUGUUCCAUCUUCCAUACUUUUCUUAGCAUUUUGGAGUGUGAAAUACAAAUUUUAACUUAUAAACAAAGAAGUGAGCUAUUGAGGUCUAAAGUUAUUGAAGAUAAAAUUUUGUAGUUAUGAUGUGAAAAUGGGAUGUUGUAUAAAACGAAAAAACCUAAAGCAUUUUUGUUAUAAAUACAAACGAAAGGUUUUUACUUCAAUAGACAGACCUUAAAACCCUAGAAAUGUCCUUCUCCAUCUCCACCCGCCACCACAUACGUCGACUAUCUACGGCAGCCGCCGCCGCCGCCACCAAUGCCACGGCGACGACGUCCUCUUCUUCAUUAUCCAUCUCAAGAGCGAAGUCUAAACUUAGAACCGAGUAUGAUCCAGAUAAAGCCGUAGAAAUUUACUCUUCUGUUUCUAGUCACUACACCUCUCCUGUCACUUCUCGUUACGCUCAAGAAAUAACCAUCCGCCGCCUUGCUAAGGCCCGUCGAUUCAAGGACAUCGAAUCCCUAAUCGAGUCCCAUAAAAACGACCCGAAGAUCACUCAGGAACCUUUUUUGUCCACCCUGAUUCGAUCCUACGGUCGAGUUGGUAUGUUCGAGCACGCUAUGAGGACUUAUAAUCAAAUGGGUGAUUUAGGAACUCCACGAUCCGCACUAUCAUUUAAUGCCCUGUUAACUGCUUGUAACAAUUCGAAGCAAUUCGACAAGGUUCCCCAACUGUUCGACGAAAUGCCCAAGAGAUAUAAUUUCUCUCCCAAUAAGUUCUCGUACGGUAUCCUGGUUAAAUCCUAUUGCGACGCGGGUUCUCCUGAGAAAGCCAUGGAGAUUGUACGAGAAAUGGAGGAAAAUGGCGUGGAGGUAAAUGCUGUGACAUUCACAACCAUAUUAAAUGCUCUGUACAAGAAGGGUGACAGCGCAGAGGCAGAGAAAAUAUGGGAGACGAUGAUAUCAAAAGGGUGUGAACUUGAUGUUGGAGCCUAUAAUGUUAGAUUGAUGCACGAACAUGGUGGCAAGCCAGAGCAUGUACAAGCUUUAAUCGAGGAAAUGGCUAAUUCAGGUUUGAAACCCGAUGCAAUUAGUUAUAAUUACUUAAUGACUUGUUAUUGUAAGAAUGGGAUGUUUGAUGAAGCAAAGAAGGUGUAUAACGAUAUGGAGAUAAAUGGGUGUAAUAAGAAUGCUGCAACUUUUAGGACACUUAUUUAUCACCUUUGUAGAAAUGGGGAGUAUGAGAAAGGGUACAAGGUUUUUAAGGAGAGUGUGAAGAUGAAUAAGAUUCCUGAUUUUAACACGCUGAAGUAUUUGGUGGAGGGGCUAGUGGAGAAGAAGAUGAUGAGAGAAGCCAAAGGUUUAAUCAGGACUAUAAGGAAGAAAUUCCCUCCUGAUACUUUGAAGGCUUGGAGAGAAGUUGAGGAAGGGGUUGGUUUGGCUUCCGCUGGUGAUGAUGUUUCUUCUAAGGAUGAUGAUGAAACUAGAACAUGAGUGUUAAAUUCAGCUUUUGUUAUUGUCGUGUUUGAUGCUUUCUUCUCUGUAUCUGUAUUUACUGCUUUUUUCUUUUGGUCCCCAAUUGAAUAAGUUCUGUUUUGAAAGCAGCAGAUGGCGAACAAUUGUUGUUAUGCCUCGGCAUUGGAAGUUUAAAUUAUGAGCAGUCAUGUGGGACUUGAGGAACUAUAGAGUUUGAAAAGCACCAAGUUUUAUUCUAAUAGAUUUUGAGCCUUUCUUCUUUCAGUAUCUCUCUAAAUUCGAUUUCAGAAGUAUCUUAUUCAAUAUGUAGUCACGUUUUCUGAUUUUCAAUAUCCAAACUCUGCCCUUAUAUUUGUCAAAAAGAUACUUUAUGCAACAGUAAGUAUAUCCGACUAAAAAUACCAUUGUAGACUUGGUAAACUGAUGUUUAGUGAUGGAUGGAUGUGUUGAGAAAAGAAGCAGUAUAUCAAUCAUGCUUUCAAAGUACAGAAAGUAAAAUGAAAUGGAGUCAAGAUUAGAGAAAUCUUCAAGCCUUUUUCUUUGUAGCAAUUGAUGGUCCAGCACCGUGGCCGGUGGUUGUAGCCUUGUUGCAACGCGGCAGCAACCCACGAAGCAUGGCGAGAACUCCCACCGCCAAAAAAGGGAAAUAUAUAGUCAACAGUAUACCAGAUGCUCUCUGUGAACCAAUCAAUUCAGCAGCUAUAGCAGCCUGAGAAGAAGGAAAGUGUAAAGCUUACUCUUCCAUUUUCAAAGAAGUAGAAUUGGAAAACAAUGACAAGGAAAAGUAAGAUACCAUAGCAGAGAAGAGGGAGACGCCAUAGAUCAAACAGGUUGUGUGCAGCCAUGACUUCGAAGUGGGGAUGGCGUAGAGGUUGAGAAGCGUGAGUGGCCAUUGAAGAAGAAGCUCGAGCCAAAGCAAGCCGACGAAAAAGGGAGGGAGAUCGGCCAUCAGAUAAUCUCCAGAGUGGGUAAUGUAUUUAUUUUUUAAAUGAAUGAAAAUAUUGGGGAAAAGGGUUUGAGGGAGUAAUAACUGGGCGCUGAUGAGAGGAGGUGCCAAUGCAUGUACAAGGAAGAACACAAAUAGAACUGAGUCGAAGAGCUUGAGAACAGCCCCCAUCGUUUCACUUUCCACAACUUCUUCUCUUGCCGGAAGAGACUACGGAGAUUGUCUUCUUUUUGUUUUUGAACCGUGUGAGAUUGAUUCUCAGAUGUUGACUUCUAAAGACUGCUUUUGCUAAAUAAUAUCACACACAGGUUCAUUUA
Messenger RNA from Cucumis sativus (cucumber), 2737 nucleotides. RefSeq names its product pentatricopeptide repeat-containing protein At4g36680, mitochondrial. Bases 248 to 1492 code for a protein of 414 amino acids. The transcript has a single exon. Gene Ontology annotation, molecular function: protein binding. The record is from RefSeq and is a predicted model, not a curated record. Lineage: Eukaryota; Viridiplantae; Streptophyta; Magnoliopsida; Cucurbitales; Cucurbitaceae.